Messenger RNA from Papaver somniferum (opium poppy), 1192 nucleotides. RefSeq lists its product as uncharacterized. Bases 34 to 966 code for a protein of 310 amino acids. The record is from RefSeq and is a predicted model, not a curated record. The transcript has 5 exons. NCBI's taxonomy places the organism in Eukaryota, Viridiplantae, Streptophyta, Magnoliopsida, Ranunculales, Papaveraceae.
AGAGUUAACCAAUAAACAUGUCACACUUACCCAAUGAGCUUUAUGACCAUCAAAAACAUAAUGGUUGCAGCAGUGUCAACUAGUUGUUCCUCAUUUCUGUACAACAAUUUCACAAAAACCCCCACAAUCAGAAAACUCAGUGUCAACUCUGCUAAGCCAUUAACAGUCAUGGCUGCAGCAAACGUUGUUCCUGCCAUUAUCGUUGGUGGUGGACGUGUCGGUAAGGCAUUAGAAAGCAUGGGUAAUGGUAAUGAUUUACUCAUUAAAAGGGGUGAAUCAAUCCCAUUAGAUUUCUCUGGUCCUAUUCUAGUUUGUACUAGAAAUGAUGAUCUUGAAGCUGUUCUUCAAUCUACUCCUCAAUCUCGAUGGAACGAUUUGGUUUUUUUCCAGAAUGGGGUGCUUGAGCCUUGGCUUGAGAGUAAAGGGUUAAAGGAUGCUGAUCAAGUGCUUGCUUAUUUUGCUGUGUCAAAGCUUGGGGAACCUCCAAUUGAUGGGAAAACUGAUACUAAUCCAGAGGGAUUGACAGCAGCUUAUGGGAAAUGGGGAACUGCCGUGGCUUCAAGGUUGCAAGCUGGAGGUCUUUCUUGCAAGGUUCUUGAGAAGAAUGCUUUUCAGAAGCAAAUGCUAGAGAAAUUGAUAUGGAUUUGUUCUUUCAUGCUUGUUGGGGCACUUCAUCCAGGUGCAACUGUGGGUGUUGUAGAGAAAGAGCAUAGAAAUGAGGUUUCCAAACUCAUUUUAGAACUAGCAGAUGCAGCAGCAGCUGAAAAAGGUUUAGUAUUUGAUGACGCCGUGGAGGAAAGGCUGUGUGCUUAUGCAAGAGCUGUUUCUCACUUCCCCACUGCCGUAAAAGAGUUUCAAUGGAGGAAUGGCUGGUUCUAUUCGCUCAGCCAGAAAGCAAUUUCUGAAGGCAAGCCUGAUCCAUGUCCUUCGCAUACGGCAUGGCUUAAAGAACUGAAAGUUGUUUAGAGAUUCUCCGUCAGCGCUUGUAUCUUCUAUCAUUUUGUAUUCAUGACCAGAAACAAUUGUUAUAAAGAACAUCCUCGGGCCUACAUUACAUGGACCUCCUCAAUUGUUGCACACUGCGUAUCUUAACUUAAAAUCUGCCCUCCACAUGACUUUGAGAGUUUUUCAUUGAACAAUAGAAUUAUCUGGCUUCAAUUUCAUGAAAUUUUGGAGAAGUUGUUUUUGCAAA